AUGCCUGCAAUGACACGCGCAUUUGAGAUUAGUGAUCGUCUCACUGUCAAUUUACACGAGCCUACCUUAACAGAAGACAAUCUGGGGUUCAAGACGUGGACCUCAUCCGUCUUACUGUCACGCCGACUGCAAGAUUGUCGUAGGUACAUUCCAAAUGAACCAUCUCGGGUGUUGGAGCUAGGUGCAGGCACUGGCUUGGUGGGAAUUGCGGCUGCGUGCACAUGGAAAACACAUGUGCUUUUGACUGACCUGCCGGAGAUUCUUCCAAAUCUUCUGCGGAAUCUCGAGCAGAACCAGGAGUUGAUCACAACAAGCGGGGGGAGCACCGAGUCACGGGCACUUGACUGGGUUGAUGAGAUGGACUCGCCGCAACGCGACGAGGACAAAUUCAUGGUCAUUCUUGCGGCUGAUCCUAUUUAUUCACCCGAGCACCCUAAGAUGCUUGUGAAUGCUGUCAGGCGCUGGAUCUGCCACUCCCCAGAGGCCAGGUUCAUCGUUGAACUUCCGUUACGUGAUCGCUAUGACGAGGAAAGACUAAAUUUGCGAAAUACGUUGCAGCAGCAAAUGUUUGAGUUGCUUGUCGAAGGAACAGACGUCGGGUUUGACGACUGGUACCAGCGAGAUGGUACUCCAUCAGAGGUCAUAUGUUGGUGGAGUAUAUGGAGACCCAUUCUUCAAGUCUGA
Fonsecaea erecta is the source of this 684-nucleotide messenger RNA. RefSeq lists its product as hypothetical. The record is from RefSeq and is a predicted model, not a curated record. The transcript has a single exon. Bases 1 to 684 code for a protein of 227 amino acids. NCBI's taxonomy places the organism in Eukaryota, Fungi, Ascomycota, Eurotiomycetes, Chaetothyriales, Herpotrichiellaceae.